AAACUGUUCCAAGUGGAGAAUUAUGCGGGGCUAAAGAAAAAAUCUUCCUGGCUACAGCCCGAAAUGCACAGAUGUUUGAAAGGGUCACACGUAACCUCCUUCACCAGACUGACCAUGAUGGAACGCUGAUUGCUGUUUCCCGACUAAAUGAUUCAGAAAAACUGAAGCUACUUGCAGUGGUGAUCAAGUGUCCAGGAAAAUGGCCCUGGCAAAGUACCAAAUACAAACCCACAGACUUCACUCUCAAUGACCUGCUCCAGGGAAAGCCUAUUCAACCAGUGCUGGAGGAGAAGGUGUUUCUAAAUAAAUAUAAAGCGACACAGAAUGGCAAUAUUGCUGGAUCUGGGGAGGUAGAUAUGGGUGGAGUCAGCAUGAAAGCCGAGGGACGUGGAACAUCCAAUAUUUUAUCGUCUCUCGGGACACUUCUCAAGGAAAGCGUGAUUAUGUCACACUUUCUAAAAGACUCCAAAGACAGGAAAGUGGACCUUCAGCACAAUCUUAUCAUGCAGAUACAGCGCAAAAAUCAGGUCUUCACUCUAGUGAAACAGCGGAUCUUCACUUCUUGUGACUGCACCAUUAACUUCAGUGAACUGAAAGAAGGCAGCUGCAGCGCCUUAGUUAAACUAUUCUGUCCUGCCAAGGUCCAUCUGAACAAGAGCAUUAGUCUAAAAAACACCACAGAUGUUGCUAUUGAGAUCCCCCCACACACUGUGGUGGCCUACAGUGUCAGCGAACUGAACAUUGAAAGUGAUGGUCAUUAUGAAGUUGGUGUAAGCCCUGAUGGGAUUGAGGCAGAUGACAGCAUUACUCAGCAGUUCAUUCACAACUGGACAGAACUGGACGGCUUAUGGGCACCAACACAAAUAAGUGAGGGAUCUUCACUGAGUGCCCUGAAUAAUGAACUGGAAAGUGAAAAGGAGAUAUUGUAUGAAUUGACUCGUCUGCCAUCUGAAACUCGAUUCUCUUUGCUAAAUCUCUUUCAAGAGAUUCUACCAGACCAGACACUUCUCUCCACUUUAGAGGAUAAGCUGGAGAAAAUAUGUGAUGAAACGGUGUAUGAUUCUCACUCUUAUUUGUCUGAAACAUCAAUUGAGCUCACUGACAAAUUUUUGGAUUUGCUACAGUCUGAGACAGACAAUAUGGACAGUCUACCCACAGCCCUCCGGCCAAAUGGAUCUUUGCCUGCAAUUUCCAAACAAAACGGCAGUCAGAGUGCAGGUAAAGCAGCUAACACCAGCCAUAAUGGAUCCAAUCAGAGGCAAUUAAUCUUGACAGCUAUGCACAUGCUGAUUAGUGCUGCUGAAGGACUGACGGAUGAUGGCCUCGCCUUUCUAAAAACCUGCUCUUCAGAAACAAUUAAUGCGUUAAGUUAUUUAGUAACUCAACUGACAGGUGUUUCCCAGCGUGUCCCCUUCAGUGAACUUCCCUUUCCCCUGAGGGAUGGUGAGGUGCCCCAGGAGAUGAAGCUGCUGUUUACUUCAUCCAAUAUUAUACUGAAGAGAGACAACAAAGAGCUGUAUGCAGAGAUAGGAAAUGGUAGUAAAGUCCUUCCCCGAGUACUGUGUAUUGUCAUUCAUGGCCUUGCAUGCUUGAAUGAGUCAUGUGAAACAGAUUGAGAAAUCUGAUGUGCAUUAAGGAUGAAAUAAAGAAUAAAGUUUUUUCCACUAGAAAUUCAGUAUUUCUAAAUCAUAACUUCAGAGACCCAUAAAAUAACAGGAACAUAGACAUAAAAUAACAAUAUUUUUAUAUUAUUUAAUACAAUUUAAAUGAUAAAGUAAAAAUAUAUCUAUCAGAAUUUAACAACAAAUAUUAUUCUUGUAAUACACUGCUUGGUCAAAAAAAAAAGCUAUGCACACUAAAAUUUCAUUGCACAACCUUUAGCUUUGAUUACAGCAUGCAUUCAUUGUGGCACUGUUUCAGCAACCUUGUGCAAUGUGACAUUUAUUUCCAUCCAGAAUUGCAUUCAUUUUUGGCUGAGAUCUUGUAUUAAGAAUGGGAGAGUCGCUCUGCGAAGUCGUCUCCUGCACAUCCAUAAGACUUUCAAUGGGGUUAAGGUCAGGAGUCUGUGGUGGCCAAUCCAUGUGUGAACAUGAUUCCUCGUGCUCCCUGAACCACUCUUUCACAAUUUAAGCCAGAUUAAUCUUGGCAUUGUCAUCCUGGAAUAUGCCUGUGCUGCCAGGGAAGAAAAUAAAAUCCAUUGAUUGGAUAACCUGGUCAUUCAGUACAUUCAGGUACUCAGCUGACUUCAUUUUAUUGCCGCAUAAUGUUGCAGAGCUGAGACCUGACAAAUUGACUCAACCCCAGAUCCUAACACUUCCUCCAGAGGCUUAUACAGUAGGCACUAUACAUUCAUGUGCUUCCCUUCUAACCCUGAUGCAGCCAUCACUUUGGAAUAGCGUAAAUCUGACCUUUUUUCCCCAUUUCUCCACAGUCCAAUCUUUAUGCUCCCUAGAAAAUUGAAGUCAUUUUUAUCUGAUUAGCCUCACACUGAUUAGGCCACAUAGCGGUUUAGUCCCAAUCCUGUAAAUUCUCCUCACAUUGUACAUGUGGAAAUGCUCUUACUUUCACUAUUAAACAUGACAUGAAUUCUACUGUCAAUUUUUUUAUGACGUGACUUCACCAAGCAUUUUAAAGAACUCCAAUCAUUCAUUUUUCUGACCACAUUCCUACCUCAAAGUUGACGGUUCACCACUUUCCUUUCAGGGACUUCUGCAAUCUCCUUGUUGUUGUUUUCUUUGCUUGACGCAGGCCAAUAAUUUGCCCCUUCUGAAAAAGUAACAUCUUUUCCACAACCACAGGAUACGUUUUCCGACAUGGAUGUUUAAGAAAUGAGAAGCUACUCACUGCAUCAGUUAGGGUUAAAAGAAUUGUUGCCAGCUGAAACAUUAAUUACUGCAAUGAUGAUCCAAUCAUAGGCUCUUAAGUAUUUGCUUAUCUAAGUCUAAAAAACAACUUUUUUUUGGCUAGGCAGUGUAUUUGUAAUAUGGUUUUUUUUCUUUUUUUAUAAAGCCAGGAAUUGUUA
This is a messenger RNA of Ictalurus furcatus (blue catfish), 3022 nucleotides long. RefSeq names its product gasdermin Ea (gene gsdmea). Gene Ontology annotation, cellular component: cytoplasm. Lineage: Eukaryota; Metazoa; Chordata; Actinopteri; Siluriformes; Ictaluridae. The transcript is spliced from 10 exons. The coding region runs from base 72 to 1616 and encodes 514 amino acids. The record is from RefSeq and is a predicted model, not a curated record. Gene Ontology annotation, biological process: programmed cell death.